Molecule: messenger RNA, 1945 nt
Organism: Phaeodactylum tricornutum CCAP 1055/1
Lineage: Eukaryota; Bacillariophyta; Bacillariophyceae; Surirellales; Neidiaceae
Product: cation channel protein
Exons: 1
Coding region: 173-1582 (469 amino acids)
Biological process (GO): monoatomic ion transport; transmembrane transport
Cellular component (GO): voltage-gated sodium channel complex; plasma membrane
Molecular function (GO): voltage-gated sodium channel activity
Source: RefSeq, a predicted model, not a curated record
CGACGUCCUGAUUUUACGGACGCCGAAAUCUGCGAUAUCGCCAGCAAUCAAAGCCUUCGAGACUACCUUCGAUAGCCUACUCUAUUGAAAGAGGUGCACAGCGCUGCGAGAAGGUAGAACGCCCCUUACUUUCAAUUCGCCAGAGCAACCCAAACGAUCGCUUAGCCAUCCGAUGAUGCAAGGAAUCGUGGAGAACGGCCAAGACAAAGUGGUAGAGCCGGAAAAACUCGAAGACGCCAACCGUAACCAACCCGGAAAACGCGUCCGCAUUAUGAUCUCUUCAUCUCUGCUGCAGGAAAAACUGCAGACACCGGAACGCCUUGAAACUGUGCACCGCCGUGACGAGUCGCUCCAAGGGGGCGAUGAGGAGUACUCGUCUCAUACCGCGGCUACUACUUCGGCCGACGCUUCCAGUAGUAAUCUAUCGGUGCGCUCCGUUCAUCAUGACGAGGCGGAAGACCCUAGUGAUUCAUCCUUCUCAGCUAUACCAGAAGAUACUGCACCUGCUUGCAACGAAAAGGUUAUUACUUCCAGUAUAAAGAGCCACGCGAGCAAUGAAAGAAGCAACUCGGAAGAACGGAAGAAGGAGAAACCCCCAACACUUCCACCGUCGUACGCUUCCACCAUCAGGAAAACUCGCCAGUUUGCCGGCAAGCUAGUGAAUAAUGAUCGUGUGCAGCUCUUCAUCAUCGUCUUGAUCAUCAUCAACUCCAUUAUGAUGGGUGUGGCUACUUUUGACUUUGCAACCGACAACGACAAGGUCAGGAAUGCUUUCGAAGCAACAGACAAGGCUUUCUUGAUUGUUUUUACAAUCGAAUUAGGAUUGCAAGCCAUGUAUCACGGCCCGCACUUAGUAAAAGAUGCCUGGCUGCUUUUUGAUCUCGUAAUCGUUGUCACGAGCUGGAGUUUGGAAGGUUUUCAAGUUGUCCGUGCGUUUCGAAUUUUUCGAACUCUUCGGCUAAUCACUCGUCUCACGGUAUUGCGCAAUCUCAUUCUGGCAAUUUUUCAAGUCGCCCCAAGUAUGGGAGCAAUCAUUGCUCUUUUGGUGCUUAUUCUCUACGUCUACGCUGUUUUGUGCACAGAAUUCUUCCGGGAUGCCUUUGUGGACGGCAUCACUAGCGAGGAUUACUUCAGUCGACUGGAUUCAUCUCUUUUUACACUGUUCUCGAUGAUGACAUUGGAAUGGGCGGACAUUGUUCGGGAACUCAUGGAGGAAUACUACUGGGCCUGGGCCGUCUUUGGGACCUUCUUGGUGGCAACUUCUUUCAUUUUGUACAGUCUAGUGAUUGCUGUCAUUUGUGAUGCGGUGGCCGUAACGGAACACGAGGAAGAGGCAGCUAUCGAAGCCGCUUUGCUGAAAACCUCUCAACAGGAGACCCAAGAACGCAUACGAAGUAUACAAAGUCGAAUGCAAGAUUUGACCACGGCACAGUAUCAGACUUUGACCGCAGUGAAUACAGCAUUGCUCCACCUACAUGGCCAAGACCUCAAGCCAUUUCUGACGGAGCGGUCUGUUUCGCUUGCGAAUGUGCGCCGCAUCAGUUUAGAGAAAAAAACAGAGAAGUCCCCGAGAAUGUUUUGACAUCGGAUUACUGGAUUGUAUGACGACGGAAGCCACGAUUCUUUCAUUGCACCUGUUGCCAACGCGAGAUGACAAACAAAUGGCAGUCGAUCAAAUUGCAUCAAUAACGUUUCCACUGGUUAAAUUUUUUUCACCUUACGUGAUUUGAUGGCUUUCCACCAACAACGAAAUGAUUAUGGCACAAUGAUCACAUAUUCGGUCGGUAUGCAUAACUGAUUCUUGUUUGAUGCAUAAUAUCGAUAUGGGGCAGGCAAUGAAGAUGACCUCUUCUCGUGCUUCGAACUAUUCUCGCAACUCUGCAGGAAAGUCAACGGUACAUACAUGUGAUAUCAUCCUUAAACUAGAAAUGAAUGUUAACAAUUG